AUGGCUUCCACAGAGGACUACCAGAACAUCUUUCACUGGGCAGAGACCCAGAAGAAUGGUUCCAUCCCUAGCUUCGAGACCCGACGCAACGACCCGUACAAAUACAUGUCUGGCUUCAACAACAGCUUCGAGUCAGAAGCGGUGCCUGGUGUGGUCCCCAAGGGCCAGAACAGUCCAAGGUCCAUCCGCUUUGGACUUUACGCGGAGCAGAUGACUGCGUCUGCCUUCGUCGCCCCACGCCAUGCCAACAAGAAGGCGUGGCUCUAUCGCUCGCGUCCUGCUGUCGCCCACCAAGGAUUCACGGAUCUUCCCAACCGAGAUGACGUCGAGUCAAACUUUCUUCCCAUCAACCCCCGCCUGGCGUGGAGCCCCUUUGACAUCCCAACCGAUCAAGAUGUGGACUUUAUCGACGGCCUCAAGACACUUGCGGGGUCCGGCGAUCCCACGCUGCGUGAGGGCCUGGCGACCCACGUCUAUCUCUGCAACACAGGCAUGAAGAAGAGGGCGUUUGCCAACUCGGACGGCGACUUUCUCAUCGUUCCGCAGCAAGGCGCGCUCGAUAUCCAGACCGAGUUUGGCUUCCUCUACGUUCAGCCCGGUGAAAUCUGCGUCAUCCAGCGCGGCCAGCGCUUCAAGGUGAACGUCGAGGGACCUACGCGGGGCUACAUCCUCGAGAUCUGGGGCUCCAACUUUGAGCUGCCUGAGCUGGGGCCCCUCGGCGCAAACGGGCUCGCCAACGCUCGCGACUUUCUCCACCCCGUCGCCGCGUAUGAGGUGACGGACGACGACCCGUGGAACAUCGUCUACAAGCUGGGCGGUCGGUUCUUCCAGAGCGCACAGCGCCACUGCCCCUUUGACGUCAUCGCCUGGCACGGGAACUACGUGCCGUACAAAUACGACCUCACCAAGUUCGUCAACGUCGGCUCCAUCUCAGUCGACCACAUCGACCCGUCCGUCUUCUAUGUGCUGACGGCGAAGUCGCGCGAUCCAGCCGCGCCACUCGCCGACUUUCUCAUCUUCUCGCCUCGCUGGGACGUCGCCUCGCACACCUACCGCCCGCCCUACUACCACCGCAAUGCCGCCUCAGAGCUCAUGGGGCUCCUCUACGGCGCCUACGAAGGCCGCUCCGACGCCUUCCGCCCCGGCAGCGUCUCGUUCGAGUGCGGCUUCGUGCCCCACGGCGUGGCCUACGAGCAGUUUGCCGCCGCGUCGCGCGAGGACCCGCCCGUCAUGCGCAUUUCCGAGGGCGCCGUCGCCUUCAUGUUUGAAAGCUGCCGCGCCCUCACGAUUACGGACUAUGCGUGGAAGAGCACGAACCUCCACGAGCACGAUCCUAAGAUGUGGGAUGACUUAGUGGACAACUUUUCCAAGCACCGCGUCGAGGUCGAUGAGAUUUUGGGCAAGGCGACGGGUGGGAAGCACCGCGUGGGGUCUUGA
This is a messenger RNA of Verticillium alfalfae VaMs.102, 1437 nucleotides long. RefSeq names its product homogentisate 1,2-dioxygenase. Gene Ontology annotation, cellular component: cytoplasm. Gene Ontology annotation, biological process: L-phenylalanine catabolic process. NCBI's taxonomy places the organism in Eukaryota, Fungi, Ascomycota, Sordariomycetes, Glomerellales, Plectosphaerellaceae. The record is from RefSeq and is a predicted model, not a curated record. The transcript has 3 exons. The coding region runs from base 1 to 1437 and encodes 478 amino acids. Gene Ontology annotation, molecular function: homogentisate 1,2-dioxygenase activity.